GAGCGCGCGGACGCCCGCAGGUGGGGCGGGGCGCUGGGCUGGGACUAGGGGGACCUGGGCUCUGCCCGCCCGGCUGUGGGCACGAGGCAGCGGGUGUCAGAGAUGUCCUCCGUGGGCGGGAUGCGGACUCGGGCCGGAAGCCAGACAUCCCCAUCCCGUACCUGUACUUCGACAUGGGGGCGGCGGUGCUGUGCGCCAGCUUCAUGUCCUUUGGGGUGAAGCGCAGGUGGUUUGCGCUGGGAGCCGCUCUGCAGCUGGCCAUCAGCACGUAUGCGGCCUACAUCGGGGGCUACGUGCACUACGGAGACUGGCUGAAGGUGAGGAUGUAUUCACGCACAAUAGCUAUCAUUGGUGGGUUCCUGGUCCUGGCGAGUGGUGCAGGUGAGGUGUAUCGCCAGAAGCCCCGGAGCAGGUCCCUACAGUCCACUGGGCAGGUCUUCCUGGGCAUCUACCUCAUUUGCGUGGCCUAUUCCCUCCAGCACAGCAAAGAGGACCGUCUGGCUUAUCUGAACCACAUCCUCGGGGGGGAAAUCACGCUGCAGCUGCUCUUCAUCCUGUACGGGGUGCUGGCCCUGUCCUUCCUGUCUGGCUAUUACAUUAGGACGGCCGCUCAGAUCCUCUCCGUGAUCCUGCCCUUGGUCAUCCUGCUUAUUGAUGGGAACCUCGGCUACUGGCAUGACUCGCGCCGUGUUGAGUUCUGGAACCAGAUGAAACUCAUCGGGCAGAAUGUCGGGAUUUUCGGGGCUGUUGUCAUCUUGGCCACAGACGGUUGAGCUGGGACAUGUUGGGAUGGACAGAGGACUGCAAUCGAGGAUGGAGUUUACAGAAGGGGAAGGGAAUUUUUUAAAGCAUCACUGUUAUUUAUUCAUUUGUUUACUUUAUAAAGUCCUGUUUUAUUUUCCUGCUGA
Messenger RNA from Alligator sinensis (Chinese alligator), 908 nucleotides. It is a transcript of the gene TMEM101, whose product is annotated as transmembrane protein 101. The transcript is spliced from 4 exons. Lineage: Eukaryota; Metazoa; Chordata; Crocodylia; Alligatoridae. Gene Ontology annotation, biological process: positive regulation of canonical NF-kappaB signal transduction. Bases 174 to 773 code for a protein of 199 amino acids. The record is from RefSeq and is a predicted model, not a curated record.